AUGGAAGAAGCUAACAUCAAAUUAAUAAGCAAAUAUGUUCAGUUAAAUUCUCUUAACGAUAUUAGAACGCUUUGUAGAAGUCAAAUUCCAUCUUCUCUAAGAAGUUCUAUUUAUAAAUUAUUUCUUCAACCAAAACGACUAGUCAAAGAAAUAAAAAGUUCUGAACAUCAUGUAGAAGAAAUUAAAACUCUUGUACAAGUAAAAGGUGAAAUAAUUUGGCCUAUUGUUGAUACAAUUAUCACACGAUAUACUAUCGCUCCUACUUCCAAAAAUUUAGAUAAUUUAUAUAGAGUCACAUCAACACUUUAUUCUCUUAACUCUUUUGAGUUAACCACAGAAAAUUCUCAAGAACAAAUUCAAUUAGCAAACUUAUCAAUAGCAUUUUUUGAAAGGUUUCAUAGGUAUUUCUUAACACAUUACCCAUCAAUACAAACUGCUUUAAAUACUAUUUUCCUUCAAUUGUUACUAUUUCAUUGUCCUUCAUUGGCAAUAAAACUAGAGUCAAAAAGAAUUAAUAUAUCUAACAUAACAUCUCCAUUUAUAUAUAACUUGUUUAUUUCCUUGUUUAAUGACUUAAAUACUCUUUGGAAAUUGUGGGAUUACCUGUUGUUAUCAGAAGAUCCUUGUUUCUUUGUUUUUAUACUAACCGCUUUAUUUUUGUUAAAAGAACCGACAUUAGGUGAUUCAACUGAAGAUAUUCUUCAAGAACUUCAAAAACCUCUUUCCCUCUCAGAAGUUGAUUUUCUUUGCUCAACAGCAUCAUUUAUUAGAAGUCAUACUCCUCUCACAGUGUUCAGAUAUAUUAGUGGUAGUAUUUCUUUUUCUUACAAUUUCCAACGUAUUUACUCUAAAAUAUUAAAAAACUCAAAUGUCUUUGAAGUUACUGCAACUGAUAUUAUUAAAGAUAUGACUACUAGACAUCAACUCAUUCAUUUUGUUGAUUGCAGAGAUGAUGAAGAUUUUGAAAGAUGUAGUAUAUUAGGAUCACAACACAUUACUCUUCCAGUAACAUCAGAGACAAUAACAGAUAUCACAAAAGAGUUUAAACCAAACCAUAUCAUAGUCCUAUUUGGGUCUCAACAUAAAGGUCAUCUUCCAACAAAGGAUAUGAUUGGUUCUGCUGCAUUAGCCUUCCUGAAAAUAGGAGUAGAAAAGGUUUGCAUCAUGGAAAGUGGAUUUGAGGGUUAUCAUGAGUGUGCAAUGAAUAAAGUCCAAGGUGCUAAAUUAGAAAGACAUAACAUCGCUCUUUGUUAUGUUUGUAAUCCUCAAAUAAAAAAAAUGGAAAAAAUUGCUUCUGUUGUAGAAGAAAAUGCAAAAAAAGCAAAGGAAACUGUACAAGAAAAAAGUUCUUCAUGGUGGGGAUAUAUUAGUCAAACAGUUAGUGAUGCAGCAAAGAAGUAUGAACAAAAUUCAAUAAAAGCAAUGGAAGAUGCAAAAAGGGUACGUGAAGAGGAAAGAAAGAAACAAAAAGAAGAACAAAACAAAAGAGAAAAAGAGCAAAAAGAAGAGAAAAUUAAAGAAGAAAAAAAAGAAGAACCUAAUGAACAAAAACAAACAAAAGAUUUCCCAAAGAAAACUGACCAAAAAGAAGAAACAUCACCAAUAAAAAAAGAAGACAAAAAAAUGGAGCUUUUCGAAAUUGUUGAAGAAGAAGAUGAUGAUGAAAAGGACACAAAUAACACUGACUAUUUUAAUGACGUUAUGAAAGAAAAUCCUACAUAUCAAGCAUUGUUAGAAAUAAAAGGAGAACAGGAUACGAAAAGUAUUCUUGUAGUAUUAACUUCUAUUGAACUACUCAUUCUUGAAAAGUCAGAAAACGAAGUAUUUAUGGUACAAGAGAUAUUGUAUGAUGAUAUAAAGAAAGUAAUUACUAAAAGGUCAACGCCUGAAAAUAUCACAAUCAAAACACAAGACGAAGAACUCAUUAUGAAAAUAACAGACAACCACCAACAAUUCAUCAAAGACCUUACUGAACGUACAAAGAAGUGA
Molecule: messenger RNA, 1989 nt
Organism: Entamoeba nuttalli P19
Lineage: Eukaryota; Evosea; Mastigamoebida; Endamoebidae
Product: rhodanese family domain containing protein
Exons: 1
Coding region: 1-1989 (662 amino acids)
Biological process (GO): retrograde transport, endosome to Golgi
Cellular component (GO): trans-Golgi network
Source: RefSeq, a predicted model, not a curated record